AUAUUAUCGCACGACAUUUUCAAUCUCUCCCCACUCCCCCCCCCCCCUCAUCAGGUUCCCAUUCCAAAUUUACUCGUGCAGUAUCUACCAUGCGGUAGAAUUAGAGUUAGAGCCAGGAUGCUACCGUAUCAUAAUUGAAGUAUAUAUAACUGGGCUUAGGGUACCCUCCGUCUCCUCUCGUUUCCCUAUGGCGCAGUAAAUUAUAUGGGUCAAUUUUUUCCUUUUUUCUUGCGAUACGACGAGUGCAAUACUGUGUCAGAGAAAGAGAGAGAGAGAUGCUGAAUCGAGCUGUGCCUUUUUGGCUUGCGGGCCUGACAGUUUCAUCUUUGCAAUUGGUCUCCGCUGAUGAGGAGCACCACCACCAUGGUGGCCAUGAGGGCGUUGCUCCGGCUCCUGGCUCGUUAGACACCCUUCCAUACUAUUUUGCGCAUCCCGAUCAUAAGGGGCUGUUAUAUGGCCAUAUAGCUCUUAUGAGCAUCGGCUGGAUCAUUAUCCUGCCCAUAGGUAAGGCCUUCAUAGUCUCGUUAACGAUAAUAAUAAUCAUAAUUUUUUAUUGGAGAUCGAAAUCAAAAUCAAAAAAAUCAUCCUAUUGACACAUGCAAUAGCCGUUGUCCUCGCGAUUGCGGGCUCCAGAUACCACCUCCCAGCCCAAUUGCUUUUCCUCGCAAUCCACGGUUUCGCCGUAUUCCUCUCAAUCCUUUACAACAGCGCUACCCCAGAUCUAUAUCCCAACAACUCACAUCACAAGCUCGGAUGGGCCAUCACCUGGAUAUUAGCUGCACAGUGCAUCCUGGGCGUCUUGGGGAGGACGGUUAGGAUGGCUCGCUGCACCGGGAAUCUUGGUGGUACAAGGGAGCAGACCUCCGGGUUUAUCCCCGUCCCGGCUCAGGAUCCGGAGGAUCAUCACCAUCAUCACAACCGCCACAAUCACAACCAUCAUCAUACAUUUCAGCGCCACUCUACCGAUAGUGGGCAGGGCUCGGAUGAAUAUCAUUCUCGGUCCCCCUCUUCCUCGUCCCUGGAAAAUCUUCGCUAUGGGAACCUCGAGGGCGUGGGUUUGCCCCUGCUAGAGGCGCACGACCGCGAGAAGGCGACCUUGGUGGAGCGCUUGACGAGUACUAGUCGGCUCGAUUCGCUCCUGUCACGAUGGUUGCCGUCUUUGCUCAGGUUCAAGGUUUUGGGAAUAAGCGACGCUUUGUAUUCUCUUAUCGCUAGGUUUUCGGUUGUUUUGGGGUUCGCACAGAUAUCGCUCGGCAUCGUGACUGCGAGUGGGAUAUUCGUCAGUAUUCCGGGCCGAGGCGAACUUCUUACUUUCCGCGAGAAUUGGCUAACGCGGUUAUUUUCCUGUUCAAAUAGAUGGAAAAUCGAGUGUUCAAUGGUCUCGCCCAUUUCAUAAAAGGCGGAAUAUUUUUCCUCUAUGGUGUUUUAACACUUGGGCGGUGGCUUGGUGCUUUCAGUGAGCUUGGAUGGGUAUGAUACUUCCUCACGGCCCGAGGAGCAGCUACCUAAUGUGUUAUUUAUUAGGCCUGGAACGUCAAGCCACCUGAGGAGUAUGGCGGCAAGUGGAGAUCUAGAAUACCCUCAGCUGAGAUGGUCGAAUCUUCCGUAAUAUUUGCCUACGGGGUGUCCAAUGUAUUCCUCGAGCGUCUUGCUGGACGGGGUGGAGCUUGGUCGCACGGGGACUUGGAGCACGUAUCCAUCGCCUUUAUGUUCUUUGGAGCUGGUCUUGUAUGUCUUCAGGUGUCCCGGAAAGCUGUAUUGGGGAUGACUGAUUCGGAAUAGUGCGGUAUGCUUGUGGAAUCGCAAAGGAUAAGAAACGUCUUAAACCAGAGCACCAUUAUUCAAAUCGGUGAAAACAGAAGACCCUACAAUAUUAAAACCCCACGGCAACCAGAUACUGCGGGUCAUAAGGUGUCACUAAACCCUCUCCCGGCGCUUGUGAUAUUCUGCCUCGGGGUAAUGAUGAGCCAGCACCACCAAUCUUCGGCACUGUCGACCAAGAUCCACACUCAAGUAUAUCCAGGCUCAACAGUUACAUGGGUCGCGGCAACUGACGUGUGCACAGUGGGGAACUCUUCUAGCCACGUUUGGCGUGUUCAGGCUUUUCACUUACGUUCUACUAUAUCUAUUGCCCCUAACUUCUUACUAUCCAUCCAGGCCCCCAACUGAGAUAAUCGGGUCAUUUUGCCUCAUGGCGGGCGGCCUUGUGUUUAUGGCGAGUGUAAGUCUACUUCCAGAGGGUUAUGAACCUCGGUUUUGAUUAGCGCGCUGCACGCACUUCCAGUAGUACAAGGCACAAAAAGGGAUUACUGACCGCACCACUCGAUACAGAACAAAGACACAGUUGCAGCACUUGACCGAGCGAAUGGGGACGCAAUGUUCGUCCUCACGGUAAUUAUUGGAUUUACCGUUUUGAUCAUGAGCUGGAUAACGUGUGUGAUGGCAAUAAAGGGAUGGGCGCUUCGGAGAGAGCAGCAGUAGCAGCAGCAGCAGCAGCAACACGCAUGAGCCUACGAUCCACGUACAAGUACCGUACCUGCUUGAGACGCGGGAUUUAUGGAAACGGCGGCGUGCUAGCUCGCUACAAGUAACAUGACUUUUUCUGUGACGGCUUUCUUCUUUUCCACAUGGUUUUACGUUGUUCCGACGCCGCCUCUAAACCGGUUGUGGGUGUUGUUUUGUUUUGUCCCUUCCUCUCCCGUGUGCUGAUUAUUUGCUGGUCGUGCCACUCCUAAGUUGCAGAGCUUUUGCUUGAGUUUCAACUAUCGUAGUAUGGCUUAAUGAUUUCCUGGUGCAGGUGGAUGUACCGGUCUGUAUUUAGCUGAUGUGUGCACGGUGCGGUAUGCUGUGUUCAUGUAUGGACAACCAUUUGUGGUAAACUCGACUGAAAUCGACCAAAGUUACUCCAUCAGAGCAUCACCCUCUCGCACUCUCGGUGUUAUCCAAGAGCUGAAAAUCGCUGGUCUCGAAUGAUAUCUGGCACCUUUGCGCACAAUCGUGCUCCACUGUAGAAGUGCGUGUGGUACCGUGUAUUAGGGCAGGCUAUGGAGCCCAAUCCGGAGAAUCCCAGAUGCUUUUGAGGGUGGGGAAA
Molecule: messenger RNA, 3091 nt
Organism: Tuber aestivum (summer truffle)
Lineage: Eukaryota; Fungi; Ascomycota; Pezizomycetes; Pezizales; Tuberaceae
Source: the annotation of a GenBank genome assembly